AUGUCAGCGAAAUCGACAAAAGGCCCCGGCGGCAAGAAACCAGCCUCAGCAGCAACAAACCUCGUCGCCGGCGGCGGAGCAGGCAUGAUGGAAGCUCUCGUGUGCCACCCCUUGGACACGAUAAAAGUGCGCAUGCAACUCUCGAAACGCUCACAGCGUGGUGGCACCCGUCGCGGCUUCAUCCAAACCGGCGUCCAGAUCGUAAAACGCGAAACCCCGCUCGCCCUCUACAAAGGCCUCGGCGCCGUCUUGACCGGCAUCGUUCCCAAAAUGGCCAUCCGCUUCACCUCGUACGAAUGGUACAAGCAAGCCUUGGCCUCCGAGUCGGGCGAAAUCACCUCGAAAGCAACGUUUACCGCUGGCCUCCUCGCAGGAGUCACCGAAGCCGUUGCCGUGGUGACUCCCAUGGAAGUCGUAAAGAUCAGAUUGCAGGCUCAACACCACAGUAUGGCUGAUCCUUUGGACAUUCCCAAAUACAGGAAUGCGGCUCAUGCUUUGUAUACUGUUGUCAAAGAGGAAGGCGUGGGUGCUUUGUACAGAGGUGUUUCGCUCACGGCGCUCAGACAGGGAACCAAUCAAGCUGCAAACUUCACCGCGUAUACCGAGCUCAAGGCUUGGUUGCAAGAGCGCAGCGGACACCCUGAAGCUGGGUUGCCUGGUUGGCAGACUGCGUUUAUCGGGUUGAUUUCUGGUGCUGUGGGCCCGUUCAGCAAUGCGCCGAUUGAUACCAUCAAGACUAGGUUGCAGAAGACCCCUGCGCAGCCUGGUGAGACGGCUAUUGGCAGGAUCGUGACGAUCGGAAGUCAGAUGUGGAAGCAGGAGGGUAUUAGGGCGUUCUGGAUGGGCAUUACACCGCGUGUCAUGCGUGUUGCUCCUGGUCAGGCUGUCACGUUUGCUGUUUAUGAGUACCUGAAAGAGAUAAUGGAGAGAGGGAGAGAUAUGCAACCGGGCGGUAGUUAUGAGGAGUAA
Aureobasidium namibiae CBS 147.97 is the source of this 969-nucleotide messenger RNA. RefSeq names its product mitochondrial uncoupling protein 2. Bases 1 to 969 code for a protein of 322 amino acids. The transcript has 2 exons. Lineage: Eukaryota; Fungi; Ascomycota; Dothideomycetes; Dothideales; Saccotheciaceae. Gene Ontology annotation, biological process: fumarate transport; succinate transport; transmembrane transport. The record is from RefSeq and is a predicted model, not a curated record.